ACAGCUUGUUUGGUGCUGGAGAGAGGAUUCGGUACACCUGUAAAUAGAGUGAGUGAUAUAACUAUAACCGGCGUCUGGGUUACGUUUUCUAUGCUCAAGUUAUAUUGAUAAAUAUAAAAGGUCUUCCAUCAUGACUCCCAGACUAUGGUGCUGUUUGCUUUUAUCUACAACAUUACUUGCCUUUGUGGCAGUAUCCCAUGGUCAGGAAGCAGAUGUCACUGCCACCAGUCUGUGUCGCAAGAUGACCAACUGUAGUGCCUGCAUUGCUGGAGGACCUCUCUGUGCUUGGUGUAAAGAACAAAUCACCGACGUGAAGGAGGAGCAGAGCAGACACAGAUGUGAUGUAUUAGCCAAUCAUCUGAAAGGCGGAUGUGCACAGGUCGACAUUGUCAAUCCUGACCAUGAUAUUAACCCCACCAAGGACACUCCACCCAGGUCAGGUUCUAUGACAGAGAAGCCCAUCCAGCUUUCACCUCAGGAGAUGAAAAUUAAAGUUAGACCAAACAAGCCAGUAAAUUUCAAGGUCCAUUUCAAGCUGGCUGAGAACUAUCCUGUGGAUCUGUACUACUUGAUGGACAUGUCCAGGUCUAUGAAUAUACACAGGGAGAAACUGGCCGCACUGGGAGUUAAGAUCUCUAAUGAAAUGGCUGCAAUUACUGAAGAUUUUAGACUUGGUUUUGGCUCCUAUGUCGAUAAGGUCACCAUGCCUUAUGUCAGCAUUUAUGCCCCGAAGCUGAACAACCCGUGCUCAGAAAGUGAUAAAUGUGCUGCCCCCUAUGGUUACAGACAUGAACUAAGUCUUACUAAUGAUGCUAAGAUAUUUUCUGAAAAAGUGCUAGCCACCCCUAUAUCUGGUAAUCUUGACGUCCCUGAGGGGGGCUUUGAUGCUGUAGUCCAGGCUGUUGUCUGUGAGAAGCAAAUAGGCUGGAGAAAUCCUUCCAGAAAGCUGCUGAUCUUGAGCUCUGAUUCUGGGGUUCAUUUGGCAGGGGAUGGCUAUUUGGCAGGCAUAGUGAGGCCUAAUGACUUAAACUGCCAUAUGGACGCUGAUAACUAUUACACAGAAUCUCUGAACCAGGACUAUCCAUCCAUCAGCCAGGUCCGUGAAGUUCUCCAGAACAAGGAUGUGGUGCUAAUAUUUGCUGUGACACAGAACCAGUUUAAUGUGUACAAGGAGCUCAGUGACUUCUUCCCCAACUCUCUGACUGGAGAACUGAAGAAUGACUCCAGCAACGUGGUACAGCUGAUCAAGGAAGUUUACCAGAAUAUUUCAUCUCAAGUGGAGCUGAAAACAAAUAGUACAGAAGGCAUAAGUUUUAAAUUCAGAUCAGAAUGCUUAGGGACCAAAAAGAUGAACACAAACAAAUGUUUGGGACUGAAAACUGGACAGAGUGUGACAUUUGAUGUGGAGAUGACAGUUACCCAGUGUCCAAAGGAUCCCACACAGAAGAGCCGUGUGGUGGAAAUCUCCCCUGGUGGUGGUUUGGGAGAGAAACUCGUCCUGAACUUGGAGUUCAUGUGCGAGUGUGACUGCGAGCUCCCUGCCAAUGAGGUGCCAUUAAGUCCCCUGUGUGAGGGUCAGGGUACAUACCAGUGUGGUAUAUGUCAGUGUGACGCGGGGUUUGCAGGAAGACGCUGUGAGUGUGAGACAGACAAGGAGUCCACAGAGGCUCUGGAUGCACAGUGUAGAAGACCCAAUUCUACAGACCUCACCAUCUGCUCUAACAAAGGCCAGUGUAUAUGUGGGGCGUGUACUUGUUUACCAGAUUACCGCGGACCCUUGUGUGAGUGCAAUGACUUCAGCUGUGAUAAUUUUGAGGAUCAGUUGUGUGGUGGACCUACCAGAGGCACCUGUGUAUGUGGCAAGUGUGUGUGUAAUGAAGGUUACAGUGGCAAUGCCUGUAGCUGUCCAGAAAGUAAAGAGAAUUGUAUAGCCUCUAGUGGGGAAGAGUGUAAUGGCUAUGGACAGUGUGUGUGUGGUGUAUGUCAGUGUAGACUGGAGUCAGGACACUCUGGUCCCACAUGUGAGGACUGCCCUACAUGUCCAGGACUAUGUGAAGAAACUAAGCUUUGUGUCCAGUGUACAGCAUUCAAUUCUGGAGAAUACUCCCCAGAGUACUGCAAGGCUAACUGUACCAACAUAGAGAUGGUCCCAGAUGUGCAGAAGUACAGUGAUGAGAAGAUAAAAUUCUGCCAGUUCAAAGAUGAUGAUGACUGUGAAUUUUACUACAACUAUGAGUAUGUCGGCAAUAAGAAGAAUAUCUACAUCAAAGUACAACAAACGAAAGCCUGUCCUGCCCAGGCCAAUGUAUUAGCCAUAGUACUGGGGGUGAUAGCAGGGAUUGUAGCCAUAGGACUGGCUAUACUGCUGAUCUGGAAGAUACUCACCACCAUUAAUGACAGGAGAGAGUUCGCCAAGUUUGAGAAAGAGAGAGAGCAGGCGAAAUGGGAUACUGCUGAAAAUCCCAUCUUCAAACAAGCCACUUCCACAUUCAAGAACCCCACAUAUGAGGGACAGAAAAGCUGAGCUAAGAGACCAAGAUAAAAAAAUUACCAGAGAGGCAAAGUAAAUUGUAGUAAUUCCAGGAGAAAGUGCCAUGUGUCGAGGAAAGGGAGUGAUAUUUAUUGACAUUGUUGCACUAUCCUGUAGAAAAUGCACUUGUUGGUAUUGUGGUAGGAUAAAACAAGAGCCUUUUUUUUUUUUUUUUUUUUUGAAAAAUGUUAAAAUUUAGUCAUUUUGGCUGCUCAGAAAGUGAAGAUGUCUCAGUUUUGCUACAGUUCAUCAUUGAUUGGGUGUAAUAUUAGUUAUUUUGGUUAAAAAUACUACGUACGUACUAAGCAUGACUUAGGUGCUGUAUGGCUGUGUUGUGCAUAUUAUACAUAUAUCAUGUAUAUGCGUUAUGUGCAUUGAUUCACAUGUGCAUAUAAUGCUGAAUUUCUUGAUGGUGACACAGUUCUGGGACAAAUAAGCAGCAGUCCUGAAUACCUUUUUAGUGCAUUUAUUUAUAUAUUUAUUUAUUUAUUUAUUUAUUUAUUCAAAAAUUAAAUGAUAGUAAUGUAUCGUGUGUCUGAGAAAAAAGAAAUUUAGAAAAUGGAUGGAUACAAAAUUCAGAUCACAGUCAACAUUGAAAAAGUUUCAAGAAGUUUCAAGUGACCAGUUGCCAAAGAUUUGUGACACUGAGGUUCUGUGACUCUGGCAGUGAAUAGGGGAGAUUAUUUUCUGGCAUUUUUAUUUGAAUUUUUGUUGCAUUUAGAUUAUUUUCAAGUCCGUGAACUUAGCAAUGAAUUGAAUUUUUAAGUGGCCAGUCACAAGUAUAAGGUAAAGAAAAAAAUCAGAAAGGUCAGGAUUAGUGAACUUCAUUAUGUACCCUAUUCUUAUUUAAAUUGUUAUCAUUAUACUGGAAACCAUGGGUUCAGUUGAUGAUUUUAUCAGUUGUAUGGGAUUUUAUUUGUAAAUGCUGCUGAAUUAUAUAUUAUUAUCUCACUGUUGAAACUGCCUUUUAGGAUACAAACUAUAUAAUUGUAACAUAUGCCAAAAAGUGGGUCUGUGUAAAUAGAACAGUCUCAGUGCUUUUUAGUUACUUGUAAUUAAUAUGUUUGUAUUACCUGUGUAUCUUAUUGAUCAAAGUGAAAAAUCAUAGCCUAGAUAAUCAUUUAGAUGAAGUCAUAUGAGUAACAUGUAAUAUGUAGAGAAUGAGAUUCUACAUGUAUGUCCUAAGUUUCUUUUCUCUGUGUAGAUUUUGUAGUCACAGUUGAGUUAAUAUCAGAUGAAAUGACAUGAUAUUAUAACAGACAUUGCUGAAAAAGGCAUUAAUUAGGCCUUGUAUUAGAUUUAUUUACAAUGUACUGUGACCUACACAAUGUGCAAUUGACACGUUGCUUAUCACUAUGUAUACUGUUGGUAGGUUAAGCUGAAUUUUUAUAAUGCUGAAAGCUUUAAUUGUAUCAAUAGCUGUGUGGUAUCCCAUGUAUUUAUAGCCCAGAUUGUGCUUUAAAAUGGACAAAUGUGAAAAAGAAUUCUUAUUGUAAGUAUCAUUUGACUUGUAUUUAAGUAAGGAUGAAACUGUUGCUUAAAUUUGCUUUCUAUCAUGUUGUUCAAUUUUUGGAAUCUUUCAACCAACCACAAAUCAAGAGGUUUAAGUGAUGAAAAUGGUUAAUAGUAGAAGUGUGCAUGACAUUAUGAAACAAAUUUUAAAGAAGUUUUGGGUAUUUAUAUCUUGGUGUUUUGCUAACAUAAAAUAGAACACAGCCUAGAAUUGUGUUGGCAGCAAUUCACCUAUAAAACUUUGCAUUGAAGACUUUGAGGUCCGUUCUCAGUGUAACUGCCAGUAAGUAACUUUUACAGUGCAUUUAAACUGCCAUCUUAUUAUUUACAUUGCUUUGUAUUUAAAUAUUCGUGCUUGCCUCAGGUCCUGAAAUAAAGAAAUAUGAACAUUUUUAGGAAAAGGAAAGUUGCAUAGUAAGUAUUGCAAGUUAAAUUCAAAUACCCGAGUUUGGAGAGGUUUAAGAGAGUAAAUUAAUCCUUCAAAAGAGCAACAGUCCCGUUCUAAUAUUUUUGUUAUCUUAUUAUUCAAUAAGGAGCAAGAAGAAACCUAUAAAAAUCUAAGACUUAGAGACCAUCCUGUUAAAUUUCCUUUACUUAUUUGUUCAGUUCUUCAUACAUAAAAAUUAAACUUUGAGGUGUACUAACAAAGGUACUUAUAGUCUGUUCAUGGUCAAGUCUUGGGUCUCUAGUAUGGAGGUGUCUGGUUACUAACUGGAUGCAGGCACUUUCUAUCACAUAUAACUGCCUUUUUGCAUUUUCCUUAUUUUAUUAAGAAAAUGUAUAUGAUUUAAUAUUGUGCUGCAAUUCAAGUGCCCUUUCAACACAUUUGUAAGGACUGGAUGUUAAAUUAAAAUUAUUCCAUUCACUAUAUGUUUUAGAAACACAGUUUAUUAUGCAGAGAAAUGUGCGAGUGAGCAGUUGUAGAUGAUUUCAUUAAGUCCACAUUUAAAAUGUUGCAUUUGCUUUGCUAUUUAUAUACACAGCAAAAUGUAGUGAAGGAUAUAGACUGGACCUGUAGAGGUUAGAUCUGUAUUUAUGGACCCAAAAAAUAUGUAUUAGAAUCUAAAUGUUCUGUGUUCUGGUUUACAUUAUAUGACCCAACUUUUUAUCUAUAAAAUACUUUUUCUUUUGUGUAAACUAAUAACAUUUUGCAUAUUUAAAAACUUCCUGUAGGAAUCUUUUUCAACCCAUUGUAAUUCCUCAUUUUAUUUUCCCUUAUUUUUCAUUCCAUAUAUGUGUAGUGCAUAUGAAUUAUUAUUUUUUGUAAACAUACGCAAGCAAGGAAUUUGCGAAAUGCUGUAACAAAAUGUAUCAUGAUUUGUAGUUUAUCUUUUUUGUUGCAUUUGUCCAAAAUUUGAAUUUAUUUUAAUUAAAAUUUCUCAUCUGUGCUCAGUAUGGCUAUUAUACUGAUUACAGAUGCAUUGGUAAUCCAAUUAAAAUUUUUUCGGAAAACAAGACUCGGUACUAACAGUGAGUAGUCCUUUUAUGGUUUCACAGUUAUAUCAUUUUAAUUAAGAAAUUAUAGAAAUUGAAAAAUCAUUUCUCAUUAUAUGCUUUUUUUCAUAGGUCACAAUUAUAAUAUGUAAACUAAUAUUCAAUAAAACAACUUUUCUUUACAAGCUGGUUUUAUUUUGACUUCUGUCCAGUAAAUUUGACUUUUUAUCUCUCUUUUGUGGAUGAUUGUUGGAAACAAAGUUGUAAAGUAAUGAAUAUCAACACAAGCAGAAUGUAGCUAAACAAGUAAUAAAGCAGAUCCAGAUAUUUUC
Molecule: messenger RNA, 5808 nt
Organism: Lingula anatina
Lineage: Eukaryota; Metazoa; Brachiopoda; Lingulata; Lingulida; Lingulidae
Product: integrin beta-1
Biological process (GO): cell adhesion mediated by integrin; cell-matrix adhesion; cell migration
Cellular component (GO): cell surface; integrin complex; focal adhesion
Molecular function (GO): integrin binding
Source: RefSeq, a predicted model, not a curated record